Molecule: messenger RNA, 3102 nt
Organism: Solea solea (common sole)
Lineage: Eukaryota; Metazoa; Chordata; Actinopteri; Pleuronectiformes; Soleidae
Gene: chst15a
Product: carbohydrate (N-acetylgalactosamine 4-sulfate 6-O) sulfotransferase 15
Exons: 8
Coding region: 386-1957 (523 amino acids)
Biological process (GO): hexose biosynthetic process
Molecular function (GO): N-acetylgalactosamine 4-sulfate 6-O-sulfotransferase activity
Source: RefSeq, a predicted model, not a curated record
GAGAGUCUGACUCCCACUCGUCACAUCGCGAGCUUGGGAGAGAGAAGCAGACGCUGUAACAGCGCCGAGUGCACAACUUAAACACAUGUAAAUCGGCAGUGGAGGAGAAUCCAGAAGAAAUCAUACUUACAACAGUGAUAAAUACACGGAUUUACAAAUGGCCACUGAUCAGUGAGCGGCGACGGGGAUGGAAACACGGUGAGAAGUUGCCGGAUGCGGGUGGUCGUGCGAGCGCAGCCGGCACCGACAGUGAAAACUCGUGGUGGUUUGUCUUUCUUACCAGGAAUGUGUGACAACCCAUCAUGUGGCAUCACCGUGGCUGUCCCCUGCUCCAUAACGUGUCCCUCUGAGCUGUGACACUUGGGGCUGACAGACUGCUGCCACAAUGACACAGAUGGACUACAAAUACAGCCUGCUGGGCUCGGCAGUGGACGACUACCGCAAGCGGCCCCUGCUCCUGCAGGUGGAGGACGUGCCCAUGAACCCGUUUGCGGUCAUGGAGGUGAAACGGGAACUGCUGAGGAGCUGGACGACCCAAAGCUACUUCAGCAAGAUCCGGCUCUACAGCUUCAUCGUCGGACUUGUCGUCACAUUCCUCAUCAUGACUUCAUACCUUCUGACAGGAGACAAGAAGGGACUCUUCCUCACCCCGUCACCUUACCACUACAGCAGCCUGGUCAGCCCCGGCCCUUUUGCCUUUAACCUCUCCUCAGUCAAGGACCACGCACACCUCAAGCUAGUGGUCAAGUCCAUCACAUCCAAGUUGGACUUUCACAGGAGUCGACAGAUCCCAGAUGUUAAGGCACUGGUUAACAGUGAGCCACAUAUGUUUUCCGUCAUCCCCCACAAAUUCCUUCCUGGUGUCAAGAACCCCUGUUGGUAUGAGGAAUACACGGAGAAUAUCACUUUGGACCCAUACAGGGCUAACUUUUACGGACGCUACACGAGGCGCUUCCGGGCCGUGUUUCUGCAAUUGAGAAUCACUUUCAGAGAGCACUUGUUGCACCGCAAUGGGAAACUCUACCGCAUGCGGUGCCUUCCUUACUUCUAUAUCAUUGGCCAACCAAAGUGUGGCACAACAGACCUGUACACCAGACUGAGUCUGCACCCGGAUAUUUUUACCACAGUUAAAGAGCCGCACUGGUGGACCCGCAAGAGGUUUGGCAUCGCCCUUUCGAACGAGCGCUUCCGUGAUCAAUACCCAGUGGAGAGCUACCUGGACUUGUUCGAUAAAGUUGCUGACCAAAUCCAGGGCAAACCCAUGGCGAAUGCCAGUGGAAGACCCAGCCAUCCCAACAUCAUCACAGGAGAAGCCAGUGCAUCCACCAUGUGGGAUAACAGAGCCGGUAAUCAUUGCUAUGACAACACCACAGAGCCUCCCUUCCUUAUCCAGGACUUCAUUCACGCCCUGCAGCCCGAUGCCCGCUUCAUCGUUAUGCUCAGGGACCCAGUGGAAAGGUUAUACUCUGACUACCUUUAUUUUGGUAAUGCCAAUAAGUCUGCAGAGGAUUUCCAUGUGAAGGUGGCCGAAUCACUGCAGAUAUUUGAGCGGUGCCUUACAGAGAACACAAUGCACUUGUGUGUGUACAACUAUACUGUCUUAAAUGCAAUGCCAGUCAGAUUGACCAUUGGCCUGUACAUAGUGUACUUAAUGGACUGGCUGACUGUCUUCAGCAAGAAGCAGAUUCUGGUUCUGAGGUUGGAAGACCAUUCAUCCAAUAUGAAAUACACAAUGCACAAAGUCUUUGAUUUUCUUAACCUAGGGCCAGUGACAAAAGAAAAAGAAUCAGAAAUCACAUGGAGUCCAGCGUCAAACACCAGGAGGCAGGCUGACAAAGACCUGGGUCCCAUGCUGCCCAUCACUAGAGAGAUCCUGCAAGACUUUCACAUGCCGUUCAAUGAGAAAUUAGCCCAAGUGCUACAGAAUGACUCCUUCCUCUGGGAGGAUAAACUCUGAAAAAGCCACCUUCCUUCACUUAAAAAGGGGGGAGAGAACUCAUGUGUCAGCCAUGUUUUGUGCCCAUGAAAAAUCAAUGUUUUCUAUUAAAAUUAUUUUUAAGUUACAAAUGCGGAGAUGACUCAAACAGCACAAGGGAAAAUGGUAAUUUUUUGGUGAGGGGGUUUCUUAUCUUUGACCAGGUGUAAAGAAUUUAAUAGUGGAUUCAUACAUACAUAUAGAGCUGAAACGAUUAAUCGAUGAAUCUUUUUUUUCUCUAUUAUUAAUCGAUUACUAAAUUAAUCGAUAACUAUUUUGAUAAUCAAUUAAUCGGUUUGAAGCUUUUUUCAUGAUUAAAACAAGAUUUAUGAUUGUUUAAGCUUCUUAAAUUUGAAUAUUUUCUUUGUUCUGGAUAAAGAAAUUAUUAAAGGUCAAUCAUUUUGGUUGACAAAACAAGACAUUUGAGAACAUCAUCAUUUCCAGGUUUGACGAACACCAAUCAACAUUUUUCAAGGUUUUCUGAUAUUUUAUGGACCAAACGAUUAAUUGAUUAAUCAAGAAAAUAAUCGACCGAUUAAUCGAUUAUGAAAAUAAUCGUUAGUUGCAGCUCUACAUACAUACAAAACUGAGUUCUACGUUGAAGCUUGGCAUGAUCACUUUAAAAAUAGAAUUGAAAAGACGACAACCAAUAGUUCAUUGUCAACCUUUUUAUUCAAUACAGCAGGAAUCCAAGCAGAGACUUUCGCUGCCCUCACCAUAAUCCAUUUACUAUCCACUACUGCCCUCUACUGGGAAACACAUGUAAUUGGCUGAAAAUCAGCCGUAUGUCUGAUCUUAUCUUCACAAUGUAUAUACUCUGUAAAACAAUCAUCACUGAAUAUCAGCAACAACCUUAAUGCAAAUUAGGGCCAGGCAAUGAUUCAAUGAUUUACUGCGAUAUCAUUUUCUUCAAAAUCAAUAUAGCAAAGGUCCGGUAUAUAUCAAUAUAAAUGUCAAGCACUGUGCAACACACUUUGAGACCCAAGACAUAAUUGCUGUGGAGGAUUUUACGUCUGUUCAUUUGUUUGAAACCUCAUUUAACGGCUUUCUUCACUUCUCUCAGAAGCAAAACUAAAUAUUUAACGGUCUGAUUUUUAUCACAAUAAUUAAAAUCAAAUGAUUUGCAA